Xiphias gladius (swordfish) is the source of this 7629-nucleotide messenger RNA. RefSeq names its product SWI/SNF related, matrix associated, actin dependent regulator of chromatin, subfamily a, member 2 (gene smarca2). The transcript has 35 exons. Gene Ontology annotation, biological process: positive regulation of transcription by RNA polymerase II. The record is from RefSeq and is a predicted model, not a curated record. Lineage: Eukaryota; Metazoa; Chordata; Actinopteri; Istiophoriformes; Xiphiidae. Gene Ontology annotation, molecular function: DNA binding; ATP binding; histone binding. The coding region runs from base 256 to 5127 and encodes 1623 amino acids. Gene Ontology annotation, cellular component: nucleus.
AACAACACGGAGGGGGAGUGAACUUAUAGAUAGCAGUCAUAUUUUGUAGGAACAUUAUAAUAUUUUUACCUAAUUGUGACAAGUUUCAGUUCAGCCGAAAGUCCUGUGCAGGAGCAGCUAUGGCUCUGAGGGUUGACGGCUGUGAAUGGAAAGAUGUCCAGUGAUGGCACAGUCUGAGCAGUCACCAGUGAUAACCUCAGAAGCCAGGCAUUUGUUUACAUUAAGCUGUCUGGUAUCCUUCCAGCAGUUCAGUAGAUGUCCACCCCCUCCGACACUUCAGGUGGUAUGUCACAUCCUGGCCCUUCUCCGGGGGCAGGUCUGUCCCCAGGGCCCAUCUUGGGCCCAAGCCCUGGACCAGACCCCUCACCCGGCUCCGUUCACAGUAUGAUGGGACCCAGUCCUGGACCUGGAACACCUAAUGCACCUCAUGGCAUGCAGGGCCAGGGGCAAAGUGAUUAUUCUCAGGACAGCAUGUAUCCUAUGCACAAGCCCAUGGAGGGGAUGAAUGACAAGACAAUGGCAGACGCGAUGCAUUUUAGUCAUAUGAAAGGUGUCGGAAUGAGAUCUCUGCAUAGUGGGAUGGGGCCUCCACAGAGUCCCAUGGAGCAGCACAGCCAAGGAUACAUGUCUCCUCAUCCAUCCCCUAUGGGUGUCCAUGAGCAUGCUUCUAGCCCCAUGUCAGGAGGUGGAGGAGGUGGGGGCCCCACACCGCCCCACAUGCCUCCCUCGCAGCCAGGUCCUAUGAUGCCCAUGGAUCCCCAGGGAGGCAUGCCCAGCAUGUCCAACAUGGCCCAGCAGGGGCGGGGACCUUCUGCUUUCAGCCCGGUCCAGCUGCAGCAGCUCAGAGCUCAGAUCCUGGCCUACAAGAUCCUGGGGCGUGGGCAACCCCUGCCUGAAAACCUCCAACUGGCUGUUCAGGGCAAGAGGAGCCUACCCACAAUGCAACAGCAGCAACAGCAGCAGCAGCAGCAGCAGCAGCAGCAACAACAACAACAACAACAACAACAACAACAGCAGCAGCAGCAACAACAACAACAACAACAGCAGCAACAACAACAACAACAGCAGCAGCAGCAGCAGCAGCAAGCACCUAGCGCUAGUCCUUACAACAGGCCUCCAGGUAUGGCAAUGGCACCUAUAGGUGGACCCCAAUCAAGUCCUUGCCCAACCCCAGCCAUUCAAGGACACAAUCAAAGCACAGGACCCAAGCCUUGGUCUGAUGGACAGGGCGGUGAAAAUCAAGCCAACGCUCAGAAGCACCUCACCCCUGCAUCAAGUGGACGCCCGUCCCCUGCACCACCUCAGGCCACAGCAGUACCAGCCGGGCCCAUGCCCGGCACUUCAGUGACCCCUCAGCCUCCCGGGCAGCAGGUGUCCCCCAUGCUUCAGAUGCAGCAGAAGCAGAACCGUGUCACUCCAAUCCAGAAGCCCCAGGGCCUGGACCCAGUGGGGAUCCUGCAGGAGAGAGAGUACAGAUUGCAGGCUCGGAUUGCACAUCGAAUCCAGGAACUAGAGAGUCUGCCAGGCUCCCUGCCUCCUGACCUGAGGACUAAAGCCACAGUGGAACUCAAGGCACUGCGCCUGCUCAACUUCCAGCGGCAGCUGAGGCAGGACGUGGUGGCGUGUAUGAGGCGAGACACAACCCUGGAGACGGCCCUAAACUCGAAGGCUUACAGACGCAGCAAGAGGCAGACGCUGAGGGAGGCACGCAUGACUGAGAAGCUGGAGAAGCAGCAGAAGCUCGAGCAGGAAAAGAAGCGCAGACAGAAACAUCAGGAAUAUCUCAACAGUAUCCUUCAGCAUGCUAAGGACUUCAAAGAGUAUCACCGCUCAGUGUCCGGUAAAAUGCAGAAACUCACCAGAGCUAUUGCCAACUGGCACACCAACACAGAGCGGGAGCAGAAGAAGGAGACUGAGAGAAUCGAGAAGGAGAGGAUGAGGAGACUUAUGGCAGAAGAUGAGGAAGGCUACCGAAAACUAAUUGACCAAAAGAAAGACAAGCGACUGGCCUACUUGCUGCAGCAGACGGAUGAAUACGUGGCCAACCUCACCACCCUGGUGUAUGAACACAAAGCUGCCCAAGCUGCCAAGGAGAAGAAGAGGAGGAAGAAGAGAAAGAAGAAGGUUGAUGGAGAUGGCGAAGGCACCAGCGCAAUUGGACCUGAUGGAGAGCCCAUGGACGAGAGCAGCCAAAUGAGUGAGCUGCCAGUCAAAGUGAUUCAGACAGAGACUGGGAAAGUUUUGCAGGGAACCGAUGCUCCCAAAUCCAGCCAGCUGGAGGCUUGGCUCGAGAUGAACCCUGGGUAUGAAGUCGCCCCGCGAUCCGACAGCGAGGAGAGUGGCUCCGAGUUUGAGGAGGAGGACGAAGAGGAGGGGGCCAAGGCAGAAACAGAGGAGAAGAUAAUUGAUCCCAAUGGAAAUGAAGUGUCUGUGAAGGCUGCCAAGCACAUCAUCGACUCGGCCAAGCAGGAUGUGGAUGAUGAGUACAGUGUUCCUACUGGACAAACCAGCUCCCAGUCCUACUAUGGCGUUGCCCAUGCUGUGAUUGAAAGGGUGGAGAAGCAAUCGUCACUGCUGAUCAACGGCAUGCUCAAACAGUACCAGAUCCAGGGGCUGGAGUGGAUGGUGUCCCUGUACAACAACAAUCUAAACGGCAUCCUGGCUGAUGAGAUGGGCCUCGGCAAAACCAUCCAAACCAUCGCCCUUAUCACCUACCUGAUGGAGCACAAGAGGCUCAACGGUCCCUAUCUCAUCAUUGUUCCUCUCUCGACUUUGUCUAACUGGGUCUAUGAACUUGACAAGUGGGCACCCUCUGUUGUCAAAAUUGCUUACAAGGGCACCCCUGCUUUGCGCCGUGGACUCGUGCCUCAGCUCCGCAAUGGAAAAUUCAAUGUCUUGCUGACCACCUAUGAAUACAUCAUCAAGGACAAGCACAUACUGGCAAAGAUUCGUUGGAAGUACAUGAUUGUGGAUGAGGGUCACCGCAUGAAGAACCACCACUGUAAGUUGACCCAGGUGUUGAACACCCACUAUGUGGCUCCCCGCCGUCUCCUCCUCACUGGUACACCACUACAGAACAAACUGCCUGAGCUGUGGGCCUUGCUCAAUUUCCUCCUGCCCACCAUCUUCAAGAGCUGCAGCACCUUCGAGCAGUGGUUCAACGCACCAUUCGCCAUGACAGGAGAGAGGGUUGACCUAAAUGAGGAGGAGACCAUCCUGAUUAUUCGGCGUUUGCAUAAGGUGCUCCGCCCCUUCCUGCUACGCAGACUGAAGAAAGAGGUGGAGUCUCAGCUGCCAGAAAAGGUGGAGUAUGUCAUUAAAUGUGACAUGUCUGCCAUACAGAAGGUUCUGUACCGCCACAUGCAGAAAGGCAUCCUCCUCACCGACGGUUCAGAGAAAGACAAGAAGGGCAAAGGAGGGGCGAAGACCCUGAUGAACACCAUCAUGCAGCUGAAGAAGAUCUGCAACCAUCCAUACAUGUUCCAGCACAUUGAGGAAUCUUUUGCGGAACACUUGGGCUAUCCAAAUGGCAUAAUCAGUGGGCCGGACCUGUAUCGAGCUUCUGGGAAGUUUGAGCUCCUAGAUCGCAUCCUACCGAAGCUCCAGGCCACCAACCACAGAGUCCUGCUGUUCUGCCAGAUGACUUCUCUCAUGACAAUCAUGGAGGACUAUUUCAGCUACCGCAACUUUCUGUAUUUACGUCUUGAUGGAACCACCAAGUCUGAGGACCGAGCGUCCCUGCUGAAGAAAUUUAACGAGGAAGGAUCUCAGUACUUCAUCUUCCUGCUCAGCACAAGAGCCGGCGGCCUCGGCCUCAACCUGCAGGCUGCUGACACUGUCGUCAUCUUUGACAGUGACUGGAACCCCCACCAGGACCUUCAGGCUCAGGACCGGGCUCACCGCAUUGGUCAGCAGAAUGAAGUGCGUGUGCUUCGUCUCUGCACCGUCAACAGUGUGGAGGAGAAAAUCUUGGCAGCUGCCAAAUACAAAUUGAACGUGGAUCAGAAGGUCAUCCAGGCAGGCAUGUUUGACCAGAAGUCCUCGAGCCACGAGCGCCGUGCCUUCCUACAGGCCAUUUUAGAGCACGAGGAGCAGAAUGAGGAGGAAGAUGAGGUACCUGAUGAUGAAACCCUUAACCAGAUGAUAGCCCGCAAUGAAGAUGAAUUUGAGCUCUUUAUGCGCAUGGACAUGGACCGACGCCGGGAGGACGCAAGAAACCCGAAGCGUAAGCCUCGUCUAAUGGAGGAGGACGAGCUGCCCUCCUGGAUCAUCAAAGAUGAUGCUGAGGUGGAGCGGCUCACGUAUGAAGAGGAGGAGGAGAAGAUGUUCGGCCGAGGAUCACGCUGUCGUCGGGAUGUGGACUACAGUGACACACUGACUGAAAAACAGUGGCUACGGGCCAUUGAGGAUGGAAACCUGGAGGAGAUGGAGGAGGAGAUCCGGCUGAAAAAGCGCAAACGCAAGAGACGUCAGGACAAGGACUCGUCGAGCCGAGACGACGGAGGCAGCAAGGCCAAGAAGCGACGUGGACGUCCACCGGCGGAGAAACUCUCCCCCAACCCCCCAAGACUCACCAAGCAAAUGAACACCAUCAUCGAUACAGUGAUCAACUACAGAGAUGGGUCAGGAAGACAACUAAGCGAGGUCUUUGUCCAACUACCAUCCAGAAAGGAGCUUCCUGAAUAUUAUGAGCUGAUCAGAAAACCUGUGGACUUUAAAAAGAUCAAGGAACGUGUGAGAAAUCAUAAAUACAGGAAUGUGGGAGACCUGGAGAAGGAUGUGAUGCUGCUCUGUCACAACGCCCAGACCUUCAACCUGGAGGGAUCCCAGAUAUAUGAGGACUCCAUCGUCCUUCAGUCUGUCUUCAAGAGUGCCAGGCAGAAGAUUGCAAAGGACGAAGAGAGUGACGAUGAAAGCGACGAGGAUGAUGACGACGAGGAUGAGUCAGAGGCUGAGGCCAAGUCAGUGCGGGUUAAGAUCAAGCUGAGUAAGGAGAUGCGGAGCCACGACAAAGGCAAGAAGAGGCAAAGCCGAGGGAAGGCCAAGCCGGUGGUCAGCGACGACGACAGCGACGAGGACCAGGAUGAUAAUGAUCAGUCAGACAAGAGCAAGAGCGAUGAUGAGUGAGAACGGUGCGAUGCCAGGAUGUGAGGAUAUUGUUUAUAGCACUUAAACAAAAGGACAAUAUCUUUCAUUACUGUCGUUCAGGUGCAUAUUCUGUUUUUUCCUUUUUCUUAAAUUUGAGUUCAUUUGUCCUCUUGGUCUGUCUGUAGCACGUAUUGUUGUCCCUUCUACCACCAGCUUGGAAAUGUAUUACUAUUAAUCGAUAAACUACAGCAAUACCAAUCUGCUUAUAUUCCUGUUUUUAAGACAAUUUUGUAGUAUAUUUUUUAACUCUGUGCUUUAACUAAGAUUUAAAUUCUGUAUGAAAAAAAAGGAGAAAAAAAAUAUGGUAAUGCAACACAUGCUUUUGCUUUAUUUGUACUUGCUUGCACUUUUAGAAAAUGAAAUCUUAAUAUCCAAAUUUAAAAAAGUAUGUAAUAAAAACUAUAUUAUAUAUGUAGGGGAGAGAGAGAGAGAGAGCCAAGGACAUCCAAUUAAAUUUGGAGAGCCAGUGGAGAUUUAAAAAAAAAAAAUGGCAAUCACGUUUUAGAUUUUUUGAUUUCUUGUUCCACCUCAUGCAGUGCCAAAAGUUGAAACGUAGAGAAAUCGAUCGUUUGCUAAACCCCGCCCCUGACCAGAGAUUGUCUAAUCAUAGCUCGGCAACCGUAGCUAGGUACGGCAGGCCUGGCAAGCUUUAGCUAAACCGCAUUUAAAACAAUGUGGAGGGUGGUAGAUGUAUUUUUUGAAUAGAUUACAUAGUGGUUACCUGCUGUUAUGAAAGCCCCAAAGGUUACAAUAUCCGGUUAAUUAUCUUACUCACUGAAGUAGCAACUAGAGCUGAGAUGAGUCGUCGAUCGGCGGAAAAACAACUGGCUGCUGUUUUGAUAGUCGAUGAAUUGUUUCGGUCUUUUAUUUUUCUUAAGCAAAAUUAGUGGAAAAAUUGCCCAAUAUUCUCUGAUUACAGACUCUCAAAUCAGAAGAUUUCCUGCUUUUUUUGGUCAUACAUUGUAGUAAUCUAAAUGUUUUUUUAGACAUCUGUGAAGUUCUGACGGGCAUUUAUGACAUUUCACAGACUAAACAAUGAUUUGAAAAUAAUCUGCAGAUUAAUUCCUUAUCAUUAACUACCCACAUUUUGUCUGUGGGGUAAUCGGUUAUGUUUAAAAAGCUUUCUGCAGAUUAAACACUGGUAGCGACGGUUGUCUUUUCGGCAAAAAUCGACGGUCACCAGCGAGAAUCUUGAAACGUGCUUUUAUCCAUUUCUGCCUUAAAGAAAAUACCUGUUUAGGGCUGCAACUGUUAUGUUUAUUGCCAGUUAAUCUGCAGAUUAUUUCUUUCCAGAGUCCAGGGUGAUGUCUAGGACUCCGGACGUCACCUUGUCACGUCUUCAAAACCCAACAGUCAGUACGACCGACAGUCCAAAACCCAGAUAAUCAGUUUUUUCGUGACAUAUGGCAACGAGAAGUAGAAAGUCCUCCCAUUUUAGAAGGUGAAACCUGAGAAAGUACAAAAUUUUCUAAACUAUUUUCGCUUGAUAAAGAAGUAAAAACGAUUAAUCCGUUUUACGUCAACGUCCAUCGACUAAUGGAUUAAUUGACUAAUCAUUUCAGCUCUAGACCCGUUGUGUAGAAAACUACUCUUGAAUUUGCGAAGGCUUGUCAGACGUAGCGUCAGUAACUGAGGGCUUAGCGAACGGUCAAUUACGAGAUUGUUCAGACAGAUGUGUCAAAAAUGUAUGUAUCUUAGAGCCAAUAUGACAGAAUGUCAGCUGUUGCCUGAUGAUUUACAGAUUAAUUUGGGGUGGCCAUAAAUGCCGAAUGCUUUUUUAAAUUGCUUUUACUAAGAAAACUGUAACCUUACAUUGUAGAGGCGGCACAACAUUUAGUCCAUGUGUUUCAUGUAUCUUCUAAUGCUUUCAAGUUGUUGUGAAUCAGAGCAGAAACUCUGUCUCCAUAAUUUUCUCACGUAGAAAAAGGUGUGUUUUUGGUAGUUUUGAGUGCGAAACUGGCCGUUCAGAACAACAUUUUAUCCCCGGCAGCGGAUCCAUGGCGAAACACCUUGUUUUGUUGAACCCGACCAGCAUCUAACGUAGCAGUACAUGUAGCUUUUUAAAAGCGUCUGAAUACGUUACACCAGGCAGAUCUGUUGCAGCAAACAGAAUGUAAAGAACCAAGUCUCUGCUGGGUUUUUGGAUAUUACAAUGAAAACAGUAUUCUGAUUUGAAUAACAUUGAAUAUAUAACAGUAUAUUUUAAAAAAUGUAUUGAUUUAUACAUUUGGAUUGGUGUGUUUGUGUCGCUUGUGUAUUAGUUUGGAGCCUUCAUUUUAUUGGUUUAUAUGUUGUUUGUAGCAUGAACUCUUUUGACAAUAUACGGUGUACAUGCAGAUAUAUCAUUUCUGUUUGUGUAAUAUGUGCUUGCCGAUUCUCCAUAAGUGUGACUUAAUCUUUGCUCUCUUUGCACAGUGUCUUUGUGGUUGUAUCUCAUAGCCCAGGGCAAAUAAAAUCUCACAGAUGUUCAGCACAACAAAA